AUGCCUCCCAGAGCAGCCGCCGGUAGGCGUCCCCGGUUCACCAGUCGGGAACCGGAGCAGCCAUCUACACACGACUCUCCAAACGCUCUGAUACGACCUCAGCUGCCGCCGCUGCAAGGGACUCCGAGCUCUCGGAGACAGUACACCUAUGGCUCUGGUGUUGAGCCGCCGCCCAGAGUGAGCGCUGGCUUUCAGCGGAUGGACCUGAGCACCGCUGUCAACCAGGCCCUCUCCAAGCGUGAUGACACCGAUGUGUUUGUGCGACCACCAAAACCUCAGGCAACUGCGACUGCGGAAGAUGAGACUUCUCGUGAUAAUGGAAAUCGGCUAACCGCUGCAAAUCUUCCUCGGGGAACUGUCGCUGGUAGUGACGCCGACAGCCUGCGCAGUUUUGGUAUGGAAAGUGACUACUACGAAGAUGCGACGAUAGGAUCUGCGCCUACUUCAACUCCAGGCCCCCAAACACGACAGCGCACCUCCAAAACAGCUACCCGGACACAAAAAGAUGUGCCUGAGGAACGUGUAUCACAGCCUGCACACACCGGGAGACUGCGACCGAUUUACCAGUCUUCAGAUGAAGACGAAGAAGAGGAGGAUCCAAGAACCACGCGUGUUGUUGUCGAUCAUAGAAAGAAGAUCAACACGCCAGCUCCCAAUAGAACGCGCCAGACAAGGUCAAACCAAUUGCCAGCGCGAAAUACUGCUCGGGAAGAAGACCCAGAGGAGGAGAGCGUGGAUGAGGAAGCAACCGGUUCAGAGCCAGAAGUGGAAUCGCUAGGUGUGCAUAGGGUGACCGCCGACCGUCGACCAAGGCAGGCAUCCGAGGAGACAUCUGAGCAAUCGAAGGGAACCUUUCGAAAGAGACCACAGAACCGGUCAGACAAAGGGGGGCUCUUUGCACAAGCUGACAAGAUCAACAAGAGAGUCACCUCGUUCGACAAGGCCAACGAGAUUCCGGUUGAUCCGUGGGAGCGUGACUUUCUAAUCCAGCAAGAGAUUCGCGAGGUCGAAGACCAAGUUGCUCGUGAGCGAGCAGAGAGAGAAACCCGGACCAGACCAUUUGUUCAACGCGAGACGUGGAAGCAGUGGUUCCAGCAACAAAUCGCUUGGGUGCUCACGCUCUGGCCUUUCCGCCUAUUUAGGGGACAGCGGAACGACUUUGACCACUUGGACGACGACGAGGAGCACCAUGAUGCUGGCCCUGUGGAAUGGUGGUGGCUCUUUCAUCCCAUGACGUACGUACGAAGCUUAGAAUGGUUGUCUGACAAGUUGAUGGAUUACGUCUUCAGCUUUAUCGACAGAGUAUCUGGAGUCCAACUUCGAGGCUCUCAGGCGGGUUUGGCUAUGUAUUGGACCAUGCUUUCCUUUCUUGCUUUGUCCAUUAGCGGCGCCGUUAUACAUAUGGCAAUGGGAACAUCUGUGCCGUCAGUACCAGGCUUCCCGGAUCUGGGAUCGUCCGACACCCUUCAUUGGCCCAGUCCUUCUGGCUUCUUUGAGAGAAUUGGAAACAUGAUCCCGUCAAUGCCCUCCUGGGGCACGGAUCAAGGUCCCGAUAUUUGGGCUGACCCAGAAGAGCGCGGAUCCAGAUCCUUUGAUAAAUUCUUGGACUCGUACAAGAAGGCAGUCGGCUCUUUGAAAGACAAGGGAAACCUCCACGAGCAAGCCAUCAAGAAGCUCGAGGCGAUAGUCCCUCACAUCGUCCACAUGGACGUCAAGGGCGGGAAACCCGUCAUCUCGCAGGAAUUUUGGCACGCUCUCCGGGAUCUCUUGAAGGCGGACGGCAGUUUCUUGAAUUUCGACAAGAAGAAUGGCAGCCUUGAAGUUUCUUCCGAUGGGCAGUGGCAGGCACUUCUUGCUCGGCUCACCAAGGACCCCUGGUUUACGUCCACCAUCAACAACAGCGCCACGGGGGCUGCUGAGCAGGUAGAGGGGAAAAUUUCUGGGUGGUGGGAUCGAUGGGUUAAGAACAACGACAACAAGAUCCAGGAGCUUCUGAGCACGGCAAUGGACAAGAGACAGUCUGCUGGUUCGGAGCGCGAAUUCGACGAACGACUCGCCAAAAUUGUCAAUGAGCAGCUCAAGGGGAAGAACCAAGCCGUCGUCUCCCGCGAGCAGUUUCUCAAACAGGUUGAGAGCGAGUUUACCAAGCAUCGGAAGCAGAUCGCUGCUGAGAUGACGGAGCUUAGGACAAAGAUGGAUGAGCGCGUCAAGGAGAUGAUUCGCGCAGCAACCUUUGAUGCCCCUAAGCAGGUCACCAAGACUGAGAUCUCCAACCUUGUACAUGAGAUCGUCAAGAAGGCCCUGGCCGACUUGAGUCUCCAGGCCACGGCCAAGGGCACGAUCAAGGUCAACUGGGAUGCCGUGCUCAAGAACCAGGUCAACUUUUUUGGAGUAGGCUCUGGUGCUACUAUUGACACGAGACGCACGACGCCAGUGUGGGAUCCGUGGAAUAAGGGGGUUGCUUCUGUCGAGGCCUACGAGAAGGGUAUCCUUGGUGUGAACCCCUUACCUCCCAUCGCGGCACUUCACCCGUGGCAGGAUGAAGGAGACUGUUACUGCGCUGCACGUACUGUCAACCACCGCGGUAACGCCCACAGCGCCUCGAUCGCCGUCCACCUCGCCCACCUCAUGAUUCCCCAGCAAGUCGUCAUCGAACACAUCCUCCCCGGGGCAACCACAGAUCCAGAGGCUCGUCCCCGCCACAUCGAAGUCUGGGCCAGAAUCGAAGCCGACGAGCGUGAAAAGGUGCGCGACUUUUCACAAACGCACUUCCCCGACAACAAAGAAGACUGGGACUUUACCCCUCCCAGCUUUGAGGAUUCGUUUGUAAAGAUUAGCCAGUUCGUCUACGAGAGCGAUGAGCUGCACAACGGCGUGCACAUCCAUCACCUCAGCCCGGAACUCGAAGAUCUGGGCGCCAUGACGGACCACGUUAUUAUUCGUGCUGUGAGCAAUUAUGGUGCCAAGACGCAUACUUGCUUUUACAGGGUGAGGCUGUUUGGGAGGCGGACAGACGAGUAA
Molecule: messenger RNA, 3021 nt
Organism: Fusarium keratoplasticum
Lineage: Eukaryota; Fungi; Ascomycota; Sordariomycetes; Hypocreales; Nectriaceae
Product: SUN domain-containing protein
Exons: 2
Coding region: 1-3021 (1006 amino acids)
Biological process (GO): nuclear envelope organization
Cellular component (GO): meiotic nuclear membrane microtubule tethering complex; nuclear envelope
Molecular function (GO): protein-membrane adaptor activity
Source: RefSeq, a predicted model, not a curated record